Hypanus sabinus (Atlantic stingray) is the source of this 2818-nucleotide messenger RNA. RefSeq lists its product as uncharacterized. Gene Ontology annotation, biological process: T cell activation; positive regulation of ERK1 and ERK2 cascade; interleukin-15-mediated signaling pathway. The record is from RefSeq and is a predicted model, not a curated record. Gene Ontology annotation, cellular component: membrane raft; external side of plasma membrane. Lineage: Eukaryota; Metazoa; Chordata; Chondrichthyes; Myliobatiformes; Dasyatidae. The transcript has 8 exons. Gene Ontology annotation, molecular function: protein tyrosine kinase binding; MHC class II protein binding. The coding region runs from base 10 to 1512 and encodes 500 amino acids.
AUUUGUGAAAUGAAGUUUCAAACUGGCUGCAGCAAAAUGUCUUCUCUUCUGAUGUUCAGUUUAUUUGUUUCGCUUCUUCAGUCUGGUUUCACCCAAAAAAAUCCAAAAUAUUUUUAUAUUUUUAAGGAGAUAGAUCAAAUUGUGUUCACUGGACCAGACAUUCCUGGAAAUGGUCCUGUUGGCUGGGAUUGGAAACCAAGCCACAUUCAAGGCACACAUCGACUUGUGACAUUUUAUAAAGAAGGAUCCAGAGGGUGGACCCCACGUUGGGAAAGUAACUUCGUAUACAUUGGCAUCUUUCAUGCUAUGAUCGAUAUAGCUGGUACCGUUGAUCUGAUAAUUACUCGUCCCACAUUUAAAUUUGCAGGAUCUAUUAUCUUGGUGCAAAGAGAGCCCAGUUAUGAAACCUUGGAACAAUAUGAAAUUUUUGGGAUCGAAGUUGUAGCAAAUCCACGAUCACCUCUGAAGGACAGUGACGUCACCCUCAGCUGUACCAUCUCCAGACUCCCAGAUACCGUCAGUCUCCACUGGAGACCAGUGGGCUCAUCACAGCAGAGCAGGAGAAACACUGAUCAGAUCCGGCUGAAUAACACCAUCUAUCUGAUGGUCCGACACGUUACAGUGGAGGAUGUGGAGUUGUAUCAGUGUGAAGUGCGGGAAAAUGGAAACGUUGUUGGUACAAGCAAAGCAGAUUUUACUGUAGACAUGGGUCCACAUAAUAAACAUUACACACUGUAUCGCUCAGUUAUGGAUCACAGUGAAUUUCACCUCAUGUGUUACAGCAAUACUGAAAAUUACAACAAUGCUGCCUGGACUUGGCUGUCAGAUCUUCAUCAAAGUUCAUGGAAAACAAUUGCAACAGCAUUUAAAUCUCAGCCCAUGAAUGUCAGUGAGAGUCACUUUGUGAAUCGACUGAUGCUCACAAAGACACCUUUUAACGGCUGGAAUUUCAGAAUGAGGGUUUUUCCUGUGGUGUUUGAGGAUGCAGGAGAGUACACCUGUAGACUGGAAACUAUUACAUUUAUGACUAUCACACUAAGCACGGUUAAAGUCACAGCUGAACCGUCUGAUACAGUGACUGAGGGAGACACCGUUACCCUGAGCUGCUCUGUGUCUGACGUCACUGCAUCAACGAGACUGGUUUGGAUCAAUGGAGACGGUGAAACUGUUGGAGAAAAGGCACUGAGUGGGGAAGAGAAAUCACUGAGUCUGAUCAUACAAAAAGCUGACAGAGGCAGAGGGAAAUGGACAUGUGGUGUUUUUGAUCAGAAAACACUCCAACUUUCAGUACCAUAUAAUCUGGAAUUCAGAGUGAGAUCUCUUCCGGACCGUUGGAUCAUCACAAUUGCUGGAUACCUGUUCGUUAAACUGGUCGUUGGUCUUGGACUCAUCUACAGUUUGACGAGGAAAAACAGAAUCAUGCCUCAGGGAUGUAACAGAAGGGGACGAGCCAGAGGCCAGAGAAGGAGAGGAAUGUCGCAUCAGAGUUACAAGGUGACAGAAUUCAGAUGAAGUGAGAGGAAGAGCAACAGAUGAUUCACAGGAAGAUGCCACAUUUCAGGCCUCGAAAUCUGAUACUGAUCUGAGAUUCGUGAAUGAACAUUGCAGCCCGCAGGUGCCUACUCGGCCCAUCAUGUCCAUUCCCCAGAGAGAUGCACAGGUUCAAGAAUCCAGAUUGAUAGAGCCUGGAAACUUUGGAACCUGACUUCUGAUUUUACUCUCAAUUUAUUGCCUGUAACAUGAAAACUUAAUUCCCCAAAGAAAAUAUUGCAAGCAAUUUUCACCUCAGUACUGGUAACUGUGCUUGGCAAGAAUAUUCUUUCCAGGGAACUGUAUAAAUUUCCAAACUCGAGAAUGUACCUUUGUAAGCAUCUCAAACACAGGCAGACUGGAGAGCACAGCGUCAUUUUGGACAAAAUUUGCCGCACUUCGUUCACAGUGAGAACUUUGUCAAGAGAUGAAAUUUGCACAGAAAUUUCUGUCUAGCAUUUCAUCAACUACUGCACAGCUGCAGCAAAGCAUUCUUGCUUUGUAAUUCCUCUUGUAUUCAGUGCCAACAAUAUACUGUUUGCCUUGUUAAUAGCUUACUGCUCCAGAACCCACUUCUUGCUUUCUGUAUUUGAAGUACAAAGACACCAAGAUUUAGUUGCAACUUCCAUUUACCCAUUCUAUUAUCAUUCACAUUAUAUUUCCUUCAGCUUUUAUGGCCAUAACUCGGUGUAGCAUCGUAGCAUUUUGGUAAUUGUAACAUCAUUAUAGUGCCAGCAAACCAGCUUCAAUACUGCUACUGUCUGUAAGGAGUAUGCACGUUCUCCCUGUGACUGCAUGGGUUUCCUCUGUUUGCUCUGGUUUCCUCCCAUAAUCCAAUGACAUAGGGGCUAAUAUGUUAAUUGAUCACAUGGCGUAAUUUGGGAGCAGAAGCUUAUUGGGCCAAUAUUACCUUUUACUGUGCCCUUCAUCUAAAUAAAAAAAUAGAUAAUAUAUGCUUCUUCAAUAUAGUCAAUGUCUAUAAUGUAACAAUUAGUGGCACUAUCUGUCAUGAAUACCUCUAAUCUGAAAGACUUUGGAAGUUUUAUGAAAUAAUAAGUCUGUAGUUUGUGAAUUAGACUCAUACGAUUGUAGAACACAGAAGCUCACUGUGUCCAUUCUCACCACCCAGAAUCUAUUUCCUAUCAGAGGGCAAGUGCCGGUACAACACAGCUAUCACAACAAUAAUGAUAAGACUCUGAACAUAGACUGAAUUCUCUGUUGCCUGCAUAAUAUGUCAUUCUGAAUCUAGAAGCAGCUUAUAUUGUAUUUGCCUGCAAUUAAAAGUCAA